Molecule: messenger RNA, 2301 nt
Organism: Cladophialophora psammophila CBS 110553
Lineage: Eukaryota; Fungi; Ascomycota; Eurotiomycetes; Chaetothyriales; Herpotrichiellaceae
Exons: 2
Coding region: 1-2301 (766 amino acids)
Biological process (GO): regulation of DNA-templated transcription; DNA-templated transcription
Molecular function (GO): DNA-binding transcription factor activity, RNA polymerase II-specific; DNA binding; zinc ion binding
Source: RefSeq, a predicted model, not a curated record
AUGUCGUCCCCCGACGCGGAAUUUGAGCGUCAGCAGGUUGCUGGGACCAACAAAAGAAAGGCAAAUAAGGCGCAACCCGAGACUGCCGUAAAGCGACGUGCUGUCAGAGCCUGCCUCUCCUGUCGCAGUCGGAAGGUCCGCUGCGAUGUGACAAGUGCAGGGGCGCCUUGCACAAACUGCCGCCUCGACAACGUUACCUGCCUUCUCACCGAGUCAAAUCGCAGCCGGGUUCGUACCUCGGCCGAUACAGUCGAACUGACUAUGAGAAUGAACGAAGCUGCCGCUGAUUUUCCGGUCGCACUCACGUUUGAAGGCUCACGAGGAGUGCCAAGAGCUGGGCAACCCCCUCCACCGGUUGAGAACAGAAUCAUUUCAUGUAGAAGCUCAAUCGCCAGUCCUGUGGCCACUACCACCGACCCUUCACCCCCGUCUGUGGAACAACAAGCGCAGGGCCUGCCUUCGUAUAUUCGCCCGCUCUCAGCACACCUUAAGCCGGAAGACAUUGAGUAUCUAACAAAGAAGGGAGCAUUGACAGUGCCAGACGACCAGCUUCAAUGUGAGCUUCUUCGGAAGUACAUCCAGUACGUCCACGGAUUCAUGCCAAUUUUGGAACUGUCUGCGUUUAUUUCACCGAUUGCUCGCCGUGAUGGAAGUGCCCCAGUAAGCUUGCUCCUACUCCAGGCAGUCAUGUUCGUCAGCGUCGCGUUCGUCGAUCUGGAGUAUCUUAUGGCAAGAGGAUAUGAGAGUCGCAGGUCGGCGCGAAAGAUAUUUUUCGAGAGGGUGCGACUGCUCUAUGAUCUGGACUGCGAGACCGAUCGUACCGCGCUACUCCAGGCCUUGUUGCUAAUGACUUACUGGUAUGAGAGGCCAGAGGACGAAAAGGAAACAUGGUAUUGGACCGGCGUCGCGCUGUCCCAGGCCCAAGUCCUAGGCAUCCACCGCAACCCUGACUACCUGGACGUCAGCCCUGCAGUGAAACGCUUGCGGAAAAGAAUCUGGUGGUCUUGCUUUAUACGAGAUCGUCUUCUGGCCCUGGGAAUUCGGCGGCCAGCCCGGAUUCGCUCUGAUGAUUUCAAUGUUCCGAUGCUGACAUUGGACGAUUUUGAGAUGGCGCCAUUCAAUGACGAUUUAUUACGAUAUCUUGGCCCCCUGCCAAUGGCUGACGACGUUCCCGCAACGAGAAUCAUGUCCAUUGCUUGUAUUGAGCUUGCACAACUCUGUGUUCACAUCGGGAAUAUCCUUUUCACUCAAUAUUCGGUACUGGGCAAUCCAACCUGCGGAUCUGAGGAGAAUAUGGCGAUGAUGGUGAUGCCUAGGAAGUCCGCCGAGCAAAUGAAUGAGAUGGCGAAGUGUGACCUCAAUCUCCGCGGCUGGUUACAAAGCCUCGAUCCCGCCUGUCGGUAUAAAAUCGGCCAUCCACCAGUCGGAAAGGAACAAGAAAAUCAACAAAACGCAAGUCGGCGAAUUUUGCGUGUACAUCUGGCCCUGCUAUAUAUGAUUUACCUCACGGCGACGGCGGUUUUACACCGACCGCGGGCGCUGCGACCUAUUUCGAACUCCGUCGAAAACAGGGUAGACAUGCUGCUGUCAAGUGACAAGGUCACCGACGCCGCGGUGGGAAUCACGGAAAUAAUGUAUGAUUUAUACUACGCCAACCAGUUGCGCUACGCCUCUACUUCCACCAUUCCAGCGCUCGUGUCGGCCACCCUUAUUCACCUGAUCGACAUCCGCUCCUGCGGGGAGGAAGCUCGGUAUACCUCCAUAGGGAGAUUUUACCAAUGCUGGCAAGCCCUCCAGUAUCUUCGAGAGAUGUAUGCAUCUGCAGACCACGCUGUGUGGUUUCUGGAAGCAGUCAUUCAAAAGGCCAACGUCCACAUCCCCAUGUUGAAUGUGGCUCCGUUGCCAGCAAAUGCCAGACCACUACUCAAACCCGGAGGACAUCGUUUCCCGACGAGAUUCACAAGCGCAUCCGUCGAUCCACCAGGGGUUGAGUCUGCGGGACCCCCAGUCAUGUCGGCCAACAAACAUACGACCUCCUUGAACUUUGGGAACACGCCCACAGAUACUACUAAUACCGACAUUAGUGGCUCUACUGUGUGUAACCCCAGGCAGGGAUUUGCGAUGGCGUUGCCAUCGAGUACAGGAGGCUGUUUUCUAGAUCCAGAUAUGGAAGACACUAUCAACGUCGACUCACAUGAUGGCACGUGGACUGAAUUUGACGUUGAGGACGAUCUGCUCCAAGCCCUUGUUCAGUUUGACGCCGACCCAAAGUUUUUUACUACCACGAGCACCGGAUUGUGA